AUGGCUGACAGUAAUGCCACGAACACGCCAUGGCGCAUCUAUCUGUACGGUGCCGGCUCGAUUGCAUGGCGACACGGCGUGGCGGCGCAGAGCCUAGGAGAGGAUGUCGAGCUCUUUGCUGCCGACCCUUCACAGGAUGCCCGCGAGUCACUGCUCUCCAAGGUCCCCAAGGCCACUGUCUACCAAGAUGCCCAAGACAUGCUCGCCAGCUCCCCAGGCCGGGCGCGCGACAUUGUCGUCGUAGCUGUGCCCCCAUUCCUGCACCACGCGGCGACACUGCGCGCCUUCGCCUCCGGGCGCCACGUCCUCUGCGAGAAGCCCCUUGCCACCUCCGAGACGGAGAUGGCCGAGAUGCUGGCCGCCAGUGACGCCGCCGGCCGCAUCCUAUCCGAGUGCAGCUUCCGCUACCUCGGCAACGGGGCCCUAGAGCGUGCCCGCCAGCUCAUUGAGACGGGCGGCGUUGGCUCCGUCUACCAUACGCGCUUCGUCAACCGCCAGCCGCGUUCGCGUGCCGGCAUCGAGUAUCAGCCUGCGAGCCGCUGGUUCCUCCAGCGGGACAAGUCAGGCGGCGGUACCCUCUUUGACUGGGGCGUCUACGACAUGACCAUGUUCUUCGACGUUGUCCGCCCCGUGGCUGUCACGGUCAACUAUGCCUGGUUGGCGACGCCCAAGACGGAUAUCGACCCGACUGACCCCCCCAUCUCCGUCGAGACGCACGCCGGGGCGUCGCUGACGCUCACGCUGGACAGCGGCGCCGUCGUCCCGUUCCACUGGGAGCGCGCGAGCGGCUUCCACGGCGAGACCCAGGUUGCCAUCAAUAUCGACGGCACGGCCGGCGGCCUGACGUGGGAAUGGGUCCCGACGUUCGACUACAAGGCGGAGGUGGAUGCCGCGCAGGAAGGCUUCAAGCUGACGUACUACACUGACAAGAAUGGCGAGGUGGACGCGGAGGAGUAUAAGUUUCCUGGCUUCGGUUGGGAGGACGCCAAUCACCGUCCCUUGCUCGCCUUUGUUGACCUGAUUGAGGGGCGUGAGAGCUUGGCCCUGUCCCGGAGCAGGAUGGAAUUCAACUUUGGAGUGGUGCUGGCGAUUUACAAGUCGGCUUCCGAGGGGAAGCCCAUUCAUGUCCAGCUAAAGUAA
This is a messenger RNA of Emericellopsis cladophorae, 1140 nucleotides long. RefSeq lists its product as uncharacterized. The transcript has a single exon. Lineage: Eukaryota; Fungi; Ascomycota; Sordariomycetes; Hypocreales; Bionectriaceae. The coding region runs from base 1 to 1140 and encodes 379 amino acids. Gene Ontology annotation, molecular function: nucleotide binding. The record is from RefSeq and is a predicted model, not a curated record.